This is a messenger RNA of Lichtheimia ornata, 384 nucleotides long. RefSeq lists its product as uncharacterized. Bases 1 to 384 code for a protein of 127 amino acids. Lineage: Eukaryota; Fungi; Mucoromycota; Mucoromycetes; Mucorales; Lichtheimiaceae. The record is from RefSeq and is a predicted model, not a curated record. The transcript has a single exon.
AUGCAAGUCUCUUGUGAGUGGAUUGUAUCAGCAACAAACAACAGCAUGCAUAUGAUUGGUGCCAUAUCAAGCUUUAUCCCAUCAUCUGGUUCUUCUCGUUAUCGGCAAUUCGGUGGGCAUCCUGAAAUGAAGGUCUCUUAUCGAUUGAUCACAUCAGCAACAAGGAACAACUUGUAUAUCUUUGAUAUCAGCAACCUUUCUAUCUCUUGGUGGUUCUUGUUAUCGGCAAUUCUUUUGAUGGAUCUCUACAACUACACGUGUCUUAUGGAUGGAUCAUGUCAUCAACAAGAAGUGAAGGCCCGCGUUCAAGUCUUUUGUGUCACCAAGGGCAUUCAUGCAUCUCGUCAAGGACUCCAUCGUCAAGCUGCAUUCCAUACCCAAUGA